This is a messenger RNA of Lobosporangium transversale, 1179 nucleotides long. RefSeq lists its product as hypothetical. Lineage: Eukaryota; Fungi; Mortierellomycota; Mortierellomycetes; Mortierellales; Mortierellaceae. Gene Ontology annotation, molecular function: protein binding. The transcript is spliced from 2 exons. The record is from RefSeq and is a predicted model, not a curated record. Bases 1 to 1179 code for a protein of 392 amino acids.
AUGGUCAGUGGACGCCCCAACGCCCCAGCUCCUAAAAAGAGACCUUUGACAAUGGAAUUGUUGGAUGAGAUGCGUCAACGAGCUAAAGAUAGCAAUGAUCCUGCAGCUCAACUAGACUAUGCAAAGGCCUUGAUUGAAGCUGCAGUGUCGUUUGGCAAUGAUGAUCCAGAUCCCAAGCGACAAAAGAAAACUAAAGAAGCGUUAUUUAUGGAAGGCCUCAAGAUCAUUAAACGGCUGGCAACGACGGGAAUGGGUAUGGGCAAGCCUGCUUAUCCUGAUGCACAGUUCUUUUUGGCUAACUGUUAUGGUAAUGGAUCAUUGGGUCUGCAAAUCGAUCAUGACAAAGCGUUCAAUUUAUACAUCCAGGCCUCAAAGCAGAACCACCCUGCAGCGACCUAUCGUACUGCAGUUUGUCAUGAGCUCGGCGCAGGCACAAAACGUGAUCAUAGUCGAGCAGUGCAGUUCUACCGCAAGGCAGCUUCUUUAGGUGACACAGCAGCGAUGUAUAAGCUUGGUAUGGUCAUCUUGAAGGGUUUGUUGGGCCAGCAGAGUAAUCCAAGGGAAGCGAUCACAUGGCUGAAACGAGCUGCUGCCAAUGCAGAUGAGGACAAUCCUCAUGCAUUACAUGAACUUGGAUUGUGUUUUGAGAAGGCUGGUAUUCCCUCUGUAAUUCCAGAUGAGGCAUAUGCUCGAGAGCUGUUCACACAGGCUGCAGGAUAUGGCUAUGCGCCUAGUCAGUACAAGUUGGGACAUUGCUAUGAGUAUGGACUACUGACGUGCCCUGUGGAUCCAAGGAGGAGUAUUGCUUGGUAUACACGAGCAGCUGAACAAGGAGAUGCAGAGUCAGAAUUGGGAUUGUCUGGAUGGUACUUGACAGGCUCUGAAGGCGUACUGAAACAAAGUGAUACAGAGGCAUACCUUUGGGCUCGUAAGGCUGCAGAUAAAGGAUUGUCGCGAGCAGAAUACGCUGUCGGAUACUACUCGGAGGUUGGAAUUGGCGUAAAGCAGGAUCUGGAAGAAGCAAGACGGUGGUAUCUGCGCUCAGCUGCGCAGGGUAACGGUCGUGCAAAGAAGCGCCUGACUGAUAUGAAGAAAUUGGGUGCUAUGCGCCGAGUCCGUCAUGAGCGAGGACGACAAGGUGGACAAGGACCAGAAGAUGAAAAUUGCAAGGUUAUGUAG